GGUCAGAGUUGGGCUUGAUUUUAUAUUCACUACACUGUUCUGCCUGUGUUUUUCAGUUUUACCUUUAGGUUAAGUGUAGUAAGUUCAUAAAAAGUAUUACAAAAAAAUCUAAAGUAAAAAAAUUCAACAUAAUCGAAAGUCGAAUGACCCAGAAUAGUUUUGCAUUCACAAGUUCGCACAGGCAGUGAAAAAUUACAUAUCGAAAGUUUUAACAAGAGCUUGGACCUUUGAGACUUGAGAUGGGACCUAAAAAGAAGUCGGUGGCUAUUGUGGAACCUCCCCCGGAAGCGGAGGCCAAACCUGAGAAGAAACCUCCGCCAAAGAAGGAACCACUUCCUAUUUUCGUAUUCGACCUCAUUGUCACAAAUGUGGAGGCCAAUGGUGUCCAGUUCACCAAUCCCGCCAAGCUUGAAGUCACGGCCAACUUCUUCAAGACCCCAAUUCCACUAACACCCAGUCAGAUAAAUGUCACCGAUUUUAAGGGUAAUGCCGGACUGACUUUCCAAAAGCCGGCGAAGGAGAUCCGCAAAAAUGUUGGCGACUGCGGCAUAUCAUUUGUGGUGGUCUACAGCAAGAAGACGAUUGGCUCUGGCCAGGCAUCCUUUCCGGAUAGCGUGGUCAACACCAUCGACAACGACAUGACCGACAUCCUACACUCGGACGUCAUCAAUUUGGCGAGCGGCGGUGUGGUCACCGGCAAACUGGAGUUCCUCUGCCGGCUGGUCGUCAUGUGCCUUGCUGACGAGGAGGAAACCGAGUGCACGCGCAACAUGGACAGGAGCAUCAAUCCGCAGGACAUCAUGUUCGUGAUGGGCGAAUCGCAGACGUGUCCCAGUGCCUGUGAGCCCUGUCGCAAUGAUCUGGAGGAGGAGGAGGGCGACGAGCGCCUCAAACUGGACUUGGAUCGGUAUCGCAGCCAAGGUGGCGGCAUCAAGCCCUACAACAUGAUGACGGACAACGGAUCCGGAAUACCAGCCUGUUGUGAACUGAAGAAAAUGGCCAUCGAGUACGAGCGCAUGAUUGAUUCGAUAACCAAGAAAACAGGGAUGCCACCACCGAAACCUCCAUGUCGCGAUCCCGAGGAAGCCAACAACUUCGGGAUGAAUCCCUGCUGGUGCCGACCUGAAGCACCAGCCUCUCUGGAGCUGCCGGAGAAGCCGGACAAGCCGUGCUUCGUCUACCUGCCGGCCACCCAGGACCAGGAGCCCGACUUCUGCGACAGAAACCUCAUUCCGGUGCCGAUCGCCGACUGCGAUGGCAAGGAGCCGGACAUCAAGCCGAUCCGCUUCUGCCCGGUUUGCCUGACCAACAUGUCCUGGCUGCCGAAGUUCGCCGCCUGCCCGAAGUGCGGCAUCAAGCCGAUGCCCGUGGUGGAGGAGCGGCACAAGGAGAAGAAGCUCUCGGCGGACCAGAUCCUGCUCGAGUACCUGGGCAAGGGACCGGCGACCAUAGACGAUUACUGUGUGGAUCCCUGUGACAAGGCCCAGAAGGAAAGGGCAGCCGCCGAGGAGGACGAGGAGUGUCCACCGUGCCGGUGCACCUGUAAGUUCGGCAAGAUGUGUGCCCACUGUCGCAUCAGGAAGCUGUGUGCGGACAUCUUCAAGAGCGAUCAGCCGGCGCCCAAGUGCCCCAAGGUGGAACCGAAGGACUCCGAGGACUACUGCGUAGUGAACAAGAGCUCCGACGAUUGCAGACCUUAUUUGGCAAAGGUUUUCUCCGAACUUCGGGAUCUCUACGACAUCAAGGACACCAAGAAGAUGUCGGAGCUGGACGAGAAUUGUGAGCGUGCCGUUCCGAAGACGGAGAAGCCGGAGAAGACGGAGCCCAAGAAGACGGAGAAUCAACCCCAGAAGCCCGCCUACGUUCCUCCCAACAACAAGGGACAAAUCAGCAGCAGGCACAAGCGGUGUGUCCAUCAGUCGGGAUUCGUGUCAAAGCGACAUGGUUGGGCCUGGAGCAAGAGCUGGGAGGCCAAGAAGCUGGGCUGGCGACCAGGAGCCAUCCGCAAGCCCAUCAAGCAGCUGAUGAAGUUCUUCCUGGAGCAACCGGCCAAGGAAACCGCCUUCGCCAAGUGCAAGGAUGCCGAGACUUUGGAGAGGGAAAAGGAACUAGCUUCGCCCGUUUUGAAUAUCUGCAAGAAGAACGGAGAGAUCUUCAUCACUUUGAGACCGCUAUCACCUCUGGGUGUCCGGCAGAAGCCCAUCACCUUCCGGAUUGUGAAGAGCGAACUGGCGGUGGCUCUGCGGCAGAUCAAGAGGAAGCUGAAGGACAAGGGCUUCCGCAAGUGCACCUGCCACCAAACGCUGAUGAUGUGCCGCUGCCGGGAUCCCGUGGAGAAGGUCCAUCUGCAGAGGGCUCUGAACAGGGAGUGCCGACGUCACUCCAUUCCGCCAGCUGGUGACCAUCUGGUGCUCACGGACACCAGCGAGAGCGACAUGGAGUUUGACUUCGACGUGACCCCGCCGGCGGGAACGGAGCAGCCGUAUAAGCCGCCACCGCCGGAAACGAUCAACCAUGGCACUCAGACCUCGAAAAAGGACGCUGCUCCGCUUCCUCCGAAGUACCCCAUCCUGGUGCCACCCUACUACCGGGGAUUUGACUGCGCCGUGGGCGAUCGCUACAUGGGCACGGCCUUUGGUCUGCCCGGCGAGGUGGUCUUCGAGGACGGCGUCUUCGGGCUGAUGGGCGGCGGUCCACAUGGACCCCAGCCGAUCCCCUGCGGACGGACACGCGUGCCAGGCGCUUGGGGAAAAGGUGGAGCAGGAGCAGGAGCAGGAGCUGUCUUUGGCGGCGGAAGGGGUCGCGGAGGUCUUGGUGGUGGUGUUGGAACUAUUGAAAAGGGUAUAUUGGGUGUUAUUGGUGUGAAGAAGCCAAAGGGUGGCGGCAAAUCUGAACCGAUACCAGUGCGAUUCCCCAAGCGAUUCCUCAAGCCAGCCGAGGAUGCGGCCAAGGCGGCCAAGCAGGCGGUGAAGGACGCCAUCGCCAAAAAGAAGAAGGGCCCCGACAUGAUGAAGUACCUGCAGCAGAAGGGCACCCUGGUCCGCCCCUGGAAUCCGCAGGAGGGCAAGGACAAGCGGCCCAGACCCCCGCCACUCACUGCAGUCGGAGACGAUGGCCUCACCUACUUUGAGAGGAAGCGCAAGUUCCUGCUGGCCAGUCCGCCUCCUCUGCUUUGCUCCAUCCCCAGGAGGGGCAAGGGCUGCAAUCCCUGCGAUGCCUGCCGCUACGACAUCAUCUGCUGGCACGGCCUUUGGUUUGCCGGCGUCCUCUUCGAGGACGGAAUCUUCGGACUGAUGGGCGGCGGACCACAAGGAUCACGAGUGCCUGACGCUCGUGGAGGAGGACCAGGUGGCCCGGUGGGUUUCUUUUGCCCUGGCAAGCCGAAGAGUGGCAAGUCCGAACCGAUACCAGUGCGAUAUCCGAAGCGAUUCCUCAAGCCAGCCCAAGAUGCGGCCAAGGCGGCCAAGCAGGCGGAGGUUGACGCAAUCGCCAAAAAGAAGAAGGGUCCGGACAUGAUGAAGUAUCUGCAGCAGAAGGGCACCCUGCUGAUUAUAUCUUCUCAUCCAAAAUUUUUGCAAUUUAUUUUUCUCUUCAGUCCGCGUAAUAGUACCUCCGACGUACCCCAUCCUGGUGCCACCUUAUAUCGGGGAUUCGACUGCGCCGUGGACGAUCGCUACGAGAUCAUGGCCUGUGGUUUGCCCGGAGAAGUGGUCUUCGAGGACGGAGUCUUCGGUCUGAUGGGCGGCGGUCCACAUGGAGCACGAGGGCCUGGCGCUCGGGGAGCAGGAGCAGGUGGCCCGGUGGGAUUCUUUUGCCCUGUCGGCAAAUCCGAUCCGAUACCAGUGCGAUAUCCUAAGCGAUUUCUCAAGCCCGCCUUAGAUGCCGCCAAGGCGGCCAAGCAGGCGGAGUUGGACGCAAUCGCCAAAAAGAGAAGGGGCCCCGACAUGAUGAAGUAUCUGCAGCAGAAGGGCACCCUGGUCCGCCCCUGGAACCCGCAGGAGGGCAAGGACAAGCGGCCCAGACCCAAGUCUCCCAAUGCAAUCGGAGAGGAUGGCCUGAACGACUUCCAGAGGAGGCGCAGGUUCCUACUAGCCAGUCCGCCUCCUCUGCUUUGCUGCAUUCCCAGAAGGGGCAAGGGCUGCCGCCCCUGCGACUCCUAUCGGUGUGAUCCCUAUCGGUGUUAUCCCUGUCUGAUAAAGGAUCCGUGUUCUGUGGACUGCCAUCGUCCGUUUUGACUUCCCGAAAAAUUUAAAUGGUUGCCUUAAAUUUUCAAAUAUACAAUUUAAUUGUG
Drosophila ficusphila is the source of this 4291-nucleotide messenger RNA. RefSeq lists its product as uncharacterized. The record is from RefSeq and is a predicted model, not a curated record. The transcript has 5 exons. NCBI's taxonomy places the organism in Eukaryota, Metazoa, Arthropoda, Insecta, Diptera, Drosophilidae. The coding region runs from base 240 to 4235 and encodes 1331 amino acids.